Dromiciops gliroides (monito del monte) is the source of this 3336-nucleotide messenger RNA. RefSeq names its product CCR4-NOT transcription complex subunit 9 (gene CNOT9). The transcript is spliced from 8 exons. Gene Ontology annotation, cellular component: P-body; CCR4-NOT core complex; CCR4-NOT complex. Gene Ontology annotation, biological process: negative regulation of translation; mRNA catabolic process. Bases 391 to 1290 code for a protein of 299 amino acids. The record is from RefSeq and is a predicted model, not a curated record. NCBI's taxonomy places the organism in Eukaryota, Metazoa, Chordata, Mammalia, Microbiotheria, Microbiotheriidae.
CAUUGGGCACGGGGGUGAGGGCAAGUUAUCUCACUACUGUUUUUUUCCCGCCCUUCUUCCGUCUCCCUAGGUGGGCCAGGGCCCAUCCGCGUCCCUGGGAUACCAGCCUUGUGCUCUGAGACUCAGAAGGGCUGCGGGAAACAUUCCUACAGCCCAUUUAAGUGGGGGAAAUUGGACCUAACUCCCGACUGCUCCCCGUCACCCGGCAGGAGAGCCGGGCGGGGGCAGGGGCCACCGGAGCGUGGGGCGGGGUCAAGGGUCAGAGGGCGGUGAAGGGGGCGGAGUCAGCGGCGGGCGGAUGGCGGUGGCCGCCGCUUCUCCGCGGUGCUGAAGCAGUAACGCGGAACGAGGGCGCUCGGCGGCGGCAAGCGAGUAGCAGCUGCUCCCAAGAUGCACAGCCUGGCGACCGCCGCGCCUGUGCCUACAGCAUUGGCCCAGGUGGAUAGAGAGAAGAUCUAUCAGUGGAUCAAUGAGCUGUCCAGUCCGGAGACGAGGGAAAAUGCUCUCCUGGAGCUCAGUAAAAAGCGCGAAUCUGUUCCUGACCUUGCCCCCAUGUUGUGGCACUCUUUUGGUACUAUUGCAGCUCUCUUACAGGAAAUUGUAAAUAUUUACCCAUCUAUCAAUCCACCUACCUUGACUGCCCAUCAAUCUAACAGAGUUUGCAAUGCUUUGGCACUACUGCAAUGUGUGGCAUCACACCCAGAAACGAGGUCAGCAUUUCUUGCAGCCCAUAUCCCCCUCUUCUUGUAUCCCUUUUUGCACACGGUCAGCAAGACUCGUCCCUUUGAAUAUCUUCGUCUCACCAGCCUUGGAGUUAUUGGGGCCCUGGUCAAAACAGAUGAACAAGAAGUAAUCAACUUCUUAUUGACGACAGAAAUUAUCCCUUUAUGUUUGCGCAUUAUGGAAUCUGGAAGUGAACUUUCCAAAACGGUCGCCACAUUCAUCCUUCAGAAGAUUCUCCUGGAUGACACUGGAUUGGCCUAUAUAUGUCAGACAUAUGAACGCUUCUCCCAUGUCGCCAUGAUCUUGGGUAAGAUGGUCCUGCAGCUGUCCAAGGAACCUUCUGCCCGUCUGCUGAAGCAUGUGGUCAGAUGUUACCUUCGCCUUUCAGAUAACCCCAGGGCUCGUGAAGCACUCAGGCAGUGCUUGCCUGACCAGCUGAAAGAUACCACCUUUGCCCAGGUGCUCAAAGAUGACACCACCACAAAGCGCUGGCUCGCACAGCUGGUGAAAAACCUGCAGGAAGGCCAGGUCACCGACCCCCGAGGCAUCCCCCUGCCCCCUCAGUGACCUUCCCCAUUCCCUCCCACUGUCCCCCCAGCCUGGGGAAAGUGAGGGAGAACCAUCGAGGAAAGCCUCUCAGGUUUUACCGCUGACCUCAACGCCAAACCGUACUGGAGAAAAGGGACAAACCCCACUGAGGCAUACGGGUGCCAACCUGGACUACCCUGAAGAUCUGGCCUCUCAUUCUGCUGCUCUGAGGAAUGGGUUCCCCUCCCAGCACCCCUCCUAGCCUAGGGUGGGUUGCAACACCAGCAAAUGCAGUAAUACAGCAUGCCCAAGACUACCCUCCCUUACAUUCUCCUGUUCUCUGACGGGGAGGGGAUACAGUAACAGCAGCUGCAGCAUAGGGCAUGGUGGAUGCCUGGGACCAAGCCAUGUGGCAUUUCCCAUUUUUGCCUUCCUAUAAGACUUGAGACAUGUCUCAUCAUUCUGUCUCAGUGGUGUUUUUUGUUCUUUUUUCCCUCAAGGAGAGAGCUGUGUAUAUAGUGGGCACAGACUGAGAUGUUCAGCAAACCUUGUCACUUGGUACUGUUUACAAAUCUUUUAGCUACACAAGCUAAGUUUAAAAGAUUGUCCAGGCGUUAAUCGCAUCCCCUUUGGCAAGCCAGUUAUAAGCUGCUUUGAGCCGUUUGGAGGUAGGGGAAGCGUGGGAGGGGGUGAGAAACAAGGGAAAAGCCCAAAGACAGUAGAAGCCCACCACCAUUAUUGCUCCCUAACCCUAACCUUGACUGCUGCUGCUGCCUGCCUGCCUGCCCACCCACCUCUCUCCGUCCCCUCCAUUGAUAGGCCUUGUUUCUCACUUCAGCUGCUGUGUCUUCUCAUGUCCUUCUCAUUUUCUGUUCUCUUGUAAGAGACUGUCCUUGGACUGGAGGGUGUGCAAACAGUCCUGGCCCCCGUUCUCAAGCUUUUCCUGGACUUUCCCCUUGGAAUGCUUUGUAAUAGGGUGAAGGUUGAGUUGGAGGGGCCUGGGCACAUUUCUGUAGCUCCCGUUGCCUCACUGUUCUACUUGAAUCAGUAUUAGCUAGCUGAGUCUGCUUUAUAGCUAUAUCAAGGGCAGGGCCCCAUGUGCUUGAUCCUUUGUCCCCCUUGGCACAUUCCCUUUUUGCCUGGGAAUUACAGGGUUGCCAUUAAAAGAUUAUUUUCCUAUUCAUACAGUGAAAAAAAAAAAUCCCAAACCCCUUUCCCUCUCUGCCUCUUGUGCCGAAGUGGCUGGGCUUCCGCUUUGGUGGUAAGUUUGAAGCCUCAGCCUAAUGCCCAGACAGGUGAAGGGCCCCUCCAUAUUCCUAUCCAAUGUAGGUUGAUAAUAUCCCCCAAACCUAGAGAGGGAGGGACUAGUUCUUCCCAUUUGAGAUAGCUUCGAAUAUCCAGCAGUUUGCUGGUGGGGGGCGGGGUGGAAGAAUCACAGGGGCCAGGCUCGCAAAAGUGUUUCCGAGGCAACUUUGCCAACAUAAGGGCUCUUUAAGGUCGACUUUCACAAAGGGAGCCAGCCUCAUUGGUUGGUCUCUGCCUCUUCAGACCCAACAUAGCCACCACUGGCAGACUGUAGGUUGGUUAGACGUUAUACCAGAUCCAGUGUUGGAUUCUGUGUACUUGCUAACUUGGCUACCUUCUAGAAGGGAGAGAGGGAAGCGUGCCGUGCAGAAUCCAAAUCGGAGGAAGAAAAGGGUUUGAGAAAGCCAGAGGCAUCAUGUGCUGCCUGAGCCGCCUGGCUCCAUUUGGCCCAUCAUCUACAAGGAGAGGAGGCCCAUGAGGGGAACCCCGAUCCCUGCCAACUUUACUCUUGCUGAGCCAAAGGUUUUCCACUCCCCCCUGCUGGGGAAGCCACUGAAGCCCAGGGCUUCCUGGGAAGUUGUUUUCUCUCCUGUCUUUUGGUGCAUUGGCCAUGUUACUGUGCCAAUAGUGUCUUAACUCUUGCCCCAUUUUCCCUCCCCAACCAGCCUUGGAUCCCAUAUAGGAGGCAGGGAAAAGAUGGGUAUUAUUCCUUGCAAGGUGGUUUUGAUUUCAUGUAUGUAAAGAAUACUUCAUUUUGUGUUUUUUUUCAUCCCAACAGGA